Pollicipes pollicipes is the source of this 1294-nucleotide messenger RNA. RefSeq lists its product as uncharacterized. The record is from RefSeq and is a predicted model, not a curated record. Gene Ontology annotation, cellular component: cytoplasm. Lineage: Eukaryota; Metazoa; Arthropoda; Thecostraca; Pollicipedomorpha; Pollicipedidae. The transcript is spliced from 9 exons. Bases 83 to 1294 code for a protein of 403 amino acids.
AUAGGACUUCGAGACACAGGAGUGGUACGGAAAAUCCCUCUGAGCCAGGCUACGACCGCUGCUGCCGCCGUCUAACCUCAAGAUGGCCCCCUUUGAGUGGCGAGUCGUGGUCAUCCUGCUGGUGAAAACAGCCCUGGCCCGCUGCGAGCAUCAGUACAGGCCAAAGCCCGACCACAAGUCAGUCUCCGUCGUAGACCUUGUCGAGAGCAAAAACACGCGGUACGACCCGUCGCCAGCCGACCUGGACAUCGGGAGACUGAUGAUGAAGCUCGGACGCUUCCUGGACACGCAGUACAUGGGCAUCGAGCAGCCGCCUGCCGCCGGCGACGUCAACCACACCACCUGGAAGCUGCCAUUCAAGGUGAAGCCGAACGGCCGGCUGAAGCUGACCUCCCGGCUGCCGGCCAGCCUGCGCCGUCUCCGCCUCGACAGGCUGUCGCUUCCCAACGGCACCACGCGGCGGGUCCGGCUGUCGCGGCGCGUGCAGCGCAAGAUGCUCAAGUACCUGCACGUGUACACGCACUGUGCUGUGCGCCACCGGUGGAAGGACCUGGGCGUGCGCUUCUGGCCGCGCUGGGUGCGCACGGGCCUGUGCGACACGGCCCGCUCCUGCUCCGUGACGGUGCUGCACAUCUGCGAGGAGGGCCUGCGCCUGGCCGAGGAGGCCACCAUGCGAGAGGGACGCCCCAUCCGCUCGUGGACGCUGCUGGCUGACCUAGAUGGCCUGAACAUGCGCCACCUCUGGCGGCCCGGCAUCAAGGCGCUGCUCCGCAUCAUUGAGAUCAUGGAGGCCAACUACCCGGAGACGAUGGGCCGCGUGCUGAUCAUCCGAGCGCCGCGCGUCUUCCCCAUCCUCUGGACGCUCGUCUCCACCUUCAUCGACGAGAAGACGCGCGAGAAGUUCCUCUUCUGCGACGACGACUACCAGCACGGCCUCAAGUUCUACAUUCCCGAGGAGCACAUACCGGAGUUUUUGGGCGGCAUGGCACAGUGUGUCAUCAGUGAGGGCGGCCUCAUCCCCAAGACCAUGUACAUGCCGAUCGAGGACAUGGAGAACCAGAAGGGAGAGCUGUGCGGCGGCAUGGACUCCAUCUACCACUGCGUCAGCCUCACCCGCGGCCAGGUGCAUGAGGUGCUGAUCCUGAACAGCGACCGCGGCUCGGUCAUCUGCUGGGACUUCGACAUCAUGAAGUCGGAUGUGGCGUUCUCGGUGCUCCGCACCAAGGUGCCCAUCACCAACAAAGAGCUGGCUCAGCCGCACUCAGGUGCGCUGCAGGUCUCGGGGAAACACUGA